Messenger RNA from Macadamia integrifolia, 1902 nucleotides. RefSeq names its product tetrahydrocannabinolic acid synthase-like. The record is from RefSeq and is a predicted model, not a curated record. Gene Ontology annotation, molecular function: oxidoreductase activity; FAD binding. The coding region runs from base 124 to 1740 and encodes 538 amino acids. Lineage: Eukaryota; Viridiplantae; Streptophyta; Magnoliopsida; Proteales; Proteaceae. The transcript has a single exon.
CAGACAGAUAAACUCUUUAACUUCAAGCAAAUGUGAACAUAAAAAGGACAUUAGAGAUCAACCAAUAUAAAAGGUCAAUUUUCGGAAACCAAAUUCCUGGAAGGAACCUAAACCAUAGAGAAAAUGGAUCUCUUCAGCUUUGCAAUCCCUAUAGUAAUUCUUUCUGCUUUCAUGUCCUCAUCAAUUUCUUUAGCCACAUCUAAUUCAACCUCCGAAAAAUUCCUCAGUUGUGUCUCAACUCAUUCUGAAGCCACCUAUCCAAUCUGUAAAGUUCUCUACACUCCUAACAACUCUUCCUUCUCCCCUAUCUUGCAAUCUACAUUACAAAAUCUUAGAUUCCUAUCAUCUAAAACUACCAAACCUUUGUUUAUUAUCACACCAACUCAUGAUUCCCAUAUCCAAGCAGCAGUCAUAUGUUCUAGAAAAAAUGGGCUUCAGAUCAAAGUCCGUAGUGGAGGUCAUGACUACGAAGGCUUAUCUUAUCGAUCUGAUGUCCCAUUCAUCAUCGUUGAUCUCCGAAAUCUUCGAUCAAUCAGUGUGGAUACAAAAGAAAGAACAGCUUGGGUUCAGGCUGGCUCAAUUAUUGGAGAAGUUUAUUAUCACAUUGCAAAUAAAAGCAACACCCUUGGCUUCCCUGCAGGGCUUUGUUCCACAGUAGGCGUUGGUGGGCACUUCAGUGGAGGUGGCAUUGGGACUUUGAUGAGAAAAUAUGGCCUUGCUGCUGAUAAUAUCAUUGAUUCUUACAUUGUGGAUGUUAAUGGGAGAGUACUCAACAGAAAAUCAAUGGGUGAAGAUCUAUUUUGGGCUAUAAGAGGAGGAGGAGGGGAAAGCUUUGGAAUUAUUCUCUCAUGGAAGAUCAAAUUGGUUCCUGUUCCACCUACUGUGACUGUCUUUACAGUCCCAAGAACACUACAACAAGGUGCAACCAAACUUGUCAGCAGAUGGCUACAAGUAGCAUAUAAGUUCCCUGAAGACAUCUUUGUAAGGGCUACAGCAACAGUCGCAACUGGGGUCACUAAAGGGGAAAGCACAAUCCAAGUUUCUUUCCAGUCUCUGUUCCUUGGAAGUGUUGAGGAGCUCCUCUUUUUGAUGGACAAGAGCUUACCUGAGCUGGGUUUGGAAGCCAAGGACUGCACUGAGAUGAGUUGGAUCAACUCUACUCUAUAUUUUGCUGGCUAUACUAAUGGAGAGUCCAUUGAUGUUCUUCUGAACAGGACUUUACAACCCAAGAUCUUUUACAAGGCCAAGUCUGAUUUCUUGAAAAAACCCAUUUCUGAAACUGGGUUAGAAAGGAUUUGGAAAGAGCUUUUAGAAGGAAAUGAUAGUGCCAGCCUCGAGGUGAUCAUUGAUCCUCUAGGUGCAAGGAUGAGUGAGAUCUCAGACUCUGAAACACCCUUCCCACAUAGAGGUGGUUCCUUGUACAGCAUUCAAUAUUAUAUGUACUGGAAAGAAGAUGGAGGGAAGUACACAACCAAAGAGCAUUUGGAAAGGAUGAGAAAGAUCUACAAGUUCAUGACUCCAUAUGUUUCCAAGUCUCCAAGGGCUACAUAUCUCAACUAUAGGGAUCUUGAUUUGGGUAGAAGUGAAGAGCGUAAUACAAGUUACACAAAAGCUCAUGUUUGGGGCGGUAAGUAUUUCAAGAACAACUUCAAGAGAUUAGCAUCUGUGAAGAAAAUGGCUGAUCCAACCAAUUUCUUUUGGGAUGAACAAAGCAUUCCACCAUUGAACUUUCAGACAUGAUGGAAGUAAAGUAGGAGAGGACGGAUUGGGGUGCCCUUGAUGUUAAAUGUCCUAGUCUUUAAUCUGUUACUUGGUGCUUGUUUGCAAUUAGAAAAUAUGUUAUUUACGGUAUGUACUUGUCUAUUUUAUUACAAUUUUAUUGAAUGAACUUGUUUUGGGGUA